CCGGGGAAGAGCCCACCUGCCGGUCCGCCAUCGACCGGCGCAAAAAGUGGGGCUGGUCGCUGUUCUGCUCAGGCAGCGUCCGGGCUCCGGGCGCCCUCGCCCAGCUCGUUGGGAGUUCAACCUUCCUCUCAGCAGCCGGCCCCGCGCGCCGCAGAGGGACCCCCCAGGACGCAGCGGCGGACGCGGACCUCGCUAUGGCUGGGGCUCGCAGACUGCUCCAUCUAUGGCUGGGCUGCUUGUGCGUGAGCCUGGCGCACGGACAGAGACUCAAGCAGCAUUUCCCGGAGCUCCGCGAGCCCGUGCCAGGCGACCGCACGGCAGGUGGUGGCCCAGACCCCCUCCCGCAGCCGCUCGACAAGGUGUCAGAGCACAUGCUGCGGCUCUACGACAGGUACAGAGGCGGCGGCAGAGCCGAGGCGGCGCGCACACCGGGGUCCUCGGAGCGGGGUUCGCCCCCUCUGCUCCCCCAGCCCCUGCGCGAGGGCAACACGGUUCGCAGCUUUCGAGCCGCUGCAGCAGGAACCCUUGAAAAUGAGAGACUGCAUAUUUUUAACCUGACUUCUCUAACCAAGUCUGAAAACAUUUUAUCUGCCACACUGUAUUUCUAUAUUGGAGAGCUAAUAAAUAUCAGCCUGAGUUGUCCUGUGUCCCAAGGAUGCUCACAUCAUUCCCAGAGGAAACACAUUCAGAUUGAGCUCUCUACGUGGAUCCUCAAAUCCACCGGAAACCAAAGUCAACUCCUGGGUCAUCUUUCAGUAGAUGUAGCGAAACUUCAUCGAGAUUUUGUUUCCUGGCUGUCUAAAGACAUCACUCAACUUUUGAGGAAAGCCAAGGAAAAUGAGGAGUUCCUCAUAGGAUUUAACAUUACUUCCAAAGGCCACCAGCUGCCAAAGAAGAUAACACCCUUUCCUGAGCCUUAUAUCUUGGUGUAUGCCAAUGAUAUUGCGAUUUCUGAGCCUGAGAGUGCGGUAUCAAGCUUGCAAGGACACCGGAAUUUCCCCACUGGAGCUGUGCCCAAACUGGAUAGCCAUAUCAGGGCUGCCCUUUCUACUGAACGGAGGAAGAAGCGCUCUGCUGGGGUCCUGCUGCCUCUGCAGAACAAUGAGCUUCCUGGGGCAGAAUAUCAGUAUAAGGAGGAUGGGGUAUGGGAGGAGAGAAAACCUUACAAGACUCUUCAGACUCAGCCCCCUGAAAAGAGUAAGAACAAAAAGAAACAGAGAAAGGGACCUCACCAGAAGAGCCAGACACUCCAGUUUGAUGAACAGACCCUGAGGAAGGCCAGAAGGAAGCAAUGGAUUGAACCUCGCAAUUGUGCCAGGCGGUACCUUAAAGUGGACUUUGCAGAUAUUGGCUGGAGUGAAUGGAUUAUCUCCCCCAAGUCCUUUGAUGCCUAUUAUUGCUCCGGAGCAUGCCAGUUCCCCAUGCCAAAGUCUUUGAAGCCAUCAAAUCAUGCUACCAUCCAGAGUAUAGUGAGAGCUGUGGGCGUCGUUCCUGGGAUUCCUGAGCCUUGCUGUGUGCCAGAAAAGAUGUCCUCGCUCAGCAUCUUAUUCUUUGAUGAAAAUAAGAAUGUGGUACUUAAGGUAUAUCCAAACAUGACGGUAGAGUCUUGCGCUUGCAGAUAACC
Molecule: messenger RNA, 1624 nt
Organism: Lipotes vexillifer (Yangtze River dolphin)
Lineage: Eukaryota; Metazoa; Chordata; Mammalia; Artiodactyla; Lipotidae
Gene: BMP3
Product: bone morphogenetic protein 3
Exons: 3
Coding region: 195-1622 (475 amino acids)
Biological process (GO): osteoblast differentiation
Cellular component (GO): extracellular region
Molecular function (GO): growth factor activity; cytokine activity
Source: RefSeq, a predicted model, not a curated record